Dermacentor andersoni is the source of this 3282-nucleotide messenger RNA. Its product is annotated as UPF0764 protein C16orf89 homolog. Lineage: Eukaryota; Metazoa; Arthropoda; Arachnida; Ixodida; Ixodidae. Gene Ontology annotation, cellular component: cytosol; membrane. The record is from RefSeq and is a predicted model, not a curated record.
CCCCCCCCCCCCCCCCCCCCAACGUGCGGGAAGUCUACACUCGCGGCCGGCGCACAAAAAUGUAGAUCGUAGCUUUUAAUUGCUUGUCCUUACACACAACACCGCCAGAUUGUUAAUAUUAUGCUGCCUCGCGGCUCAAGCUGGGAAACGCUAAAUUUACACCGCGGUGUCUUUCGUAUUGCUUCUUUGAUUCCGGGGCAGGAAGUCCUCAUAGGCGGGCUUCUAAACUUUGUUUACAUCCGGGCAGUGGUCGGCACAACUAUGUUCCUCUCCCGCGCUGCCGAGUCGAGUCAUCUACCGCGAUUGCUUGGGGUUGCCCAAUCUUCGGUGCUGUUACCCUUCUUUUCUCGCGGAGUUGUUUAACAAAACCUUUGUUUGACGUCAUCGCAGCUGCUCGCAUGGCAACGCAGACAGCUGUUGUGGCAGUCAUAAUUCAGAGCUCUGAGAAGAGGUCUGCAGGAAGGAGGAGCCCGAGGAACAUACAUGUCGGUGCCUGGAAAACUUCUCGCGCUUGGAACCACCCUUCUGCUCCUUCUGGGAAAUGAGCAACAUUUUGGCCACCACGCCAUCGAAGCCAGGAGUGCUGAAGACACUCUCCCGCUCGAUAUGCGCAUUUUGGUGGCGCUGGAAGGGCUAGUGGACGCACUUGGAUCGAGACUGCAGAUGACGUACGUGGAUGCGGCGUGUGGACUUUUCUUCGCUGGUGACCGUCUACAGACCAUUCUCAACAUGAUCCAACCCCGCGCUGGAAACGAGUCAUUGGGCGCCUCAGGACAAUUGCCCGCAGGCUUCAACGUGAGCGUGGAGGAAAUAAAGUCUGUCCAAAGGAAAGCAAGACAGCUCGGAGACGCCGCCCUUGAACUAGUUCUCGAGACAACGGAUCUACCCAUAUUGUCGCGAGGAAUACUCAAGCACAACUUCUGGACCGACACACCUAUUCAGGCUGGCGUGGAACCAGCUGAGAACGCGUCGGGUACCGCGCCGUACCGCGCGAUCACCGAGGUGGCUUCGGAUACGUGCAUCACGCAACUAUUCUCCAACGCCCAGUGCCGGGACGUGACUAGCACUUGUUGGGAGACCAUGACGGGGGGACGGCACAGUGGCUAUGGCCUGACCCAUCAGGUGCUCUUCUUCAGCAUUGCUUUCAAGAUGAACUGCACGAGUGUCAUGGAAGAAUUUUCCGAGCUCUACGGGCAACCUCCACCUGCGCGAAACCUGGCUUCCAAGUGUGCCCAGGUAGCCGAUGAAGCCCAGUCGUUGGCAGAGAGCGGUUUCCCGGAGCGAAAGAGGGACCUUUUUCUUGAGCAGGUCGCUGUAUGCGGAUUCCUGGAUGGAGACGUGUUCAAGAACACAUCUUUUAUGGAAGCCGCUCUGUCCUGGCAGCGAGAUGACGGAUGCUUCGAAACGUGGCAGCACGAGAGCUCCCGGAAACAUCGGCGUAGAGUGAAGCGUGAAGAAAGAACCGAUGACGACGGAUGUUCGAUGCACAUGACAAGCGUGGGAGCAGCAGCCCUCGCUACCUGGUUGGGAACACUCGCACGGGUCGAGCUCCAAAGACAGCGGCUCUUGUCUUAAUCAGUGUGUCCGUUGCAUUGUUUACACAGGGAGACAGAGAACUGCGUGUAGAUGUUUCCGACGACCAUACUUUCGCGCAACAACGCCUGUGACGCAGGUGCUAUAGCUGAGAUCGUUAGCAAGGUGCUAACGACAGGUAGAAGCAAGAACAAAAGAACAGGGAAUCUGCAGGUCAUUCGACAGUGGUUCCAGCGUAAUUUUAUGAUAACAAUUGUGCAACUUCCGCUCCCUAUGGUCGAUAACAAGGCAGAAAGCGCCACGUAGUAUUGCCUUAGUAGGCAGAAUCUACCCUUUAUUCAAUGUUUGUUACCACAUAACUUACCUGUACUUACUGGCGCACCAAGAUUUAUGCUUCUGUUAUCAACGAUCACCAAACCUUUUCACGAGCAUUACAGCAUGCACAACUGAAGAAGAAGAAGAACAAUGUUUUACUUAGUUUAAACGUACAUAUAUACACAGUGGAGAUGAACAUUUCAUCUUAGCCCUUAGCAUCAGUGCUAGUCUUGGACCCAUGCAGAGUUUCUAUAAGUAUAAUAACUCAAGCACACAUUUUGCAGAAUAUGUGUAGACUUGAAUAAGUAUACAAAAAGAAAGAAGGACAAAACAAACAAAAAAGAACAAUAAAUUUUCAUAUACACCUAUAUAUAUAUAUAUUCUAAAAUUCAAGAGGUGUACAUAACAGUACAAUUCAACGUAUAUAACAGUGUAAUUUUAGUGCAGUAUUAGUGGAAUAGAAAUAUUUAUUUAUAAAUUAUAUUUUUGUGGCACGAAAUGUAAGUGCAAUGUAGGCUUAUUUAUCAUGUACUCGCUCUUGGCUUUCGCCAAGGACGCGCAGCUCCUAGGACGGCUCUGAAUACGCCUCGCCCCCCCCCCCCCCCCCCUCUUCCUACUCCCCAUUAUAGGCCUUCGAGCCAUCCCUUAAUAAAUACAUCUUGUCAUCAUCAUCAUGUGAUUGACGAAAGCUUUUGAUAUUUUAGCAUAUUUCUUAAGACGCAUGAAAGGUUCUUACUUUCCUUUAUCGCAAACGGAAUACCAUUUCAUGCAUUAGUCUCUACGUGCCCUACUGCACGUUUGCCGGAAAUAUAUAAUUUAUUGGUGGAAUAUUGAAAGUAGUUUGAGCCUGGUUACGAGUCUUUCUGUUUGGCCUUAUGAAGAUGCUGGAAGGUUAGCGGUUAGUUCAUGACCCAUUCGAUGGUCGUGACCCGCAGUUUGAGAAACACCGGCUUACUGCAUUUAUGCAAUGUUAAAAAAGGUCUGGAGUAAAGCAUCGUUUACCACUAUAAAAAUGUUUACACCCUUAAGGGUGCUACCUUGUCCCAUGGUUAACAGCCUUACCUUUAGGGCUAUAAGAUACUUCAUUGCACACGACGUCGAGCUCUACACGUGUGACGAGAAAAAGCGUAAUUGAAAGCACUGUAAUACUUCUGACCACCUUGGGUGCAGAGAUACAUCUGACAAUAGAAUUUGACAACGACACCUUUGAAACUUUGUGUAUUGCACUUUUCGUGUGGUCUGUCGCAGCUAUCACAAUUUUCACUUGCCACAAGAAGUCAGCAAACAAAAAACUUCUUCGUCCUCAAACUAUUCGAUCUUACCUCUUAAACGCGAAGGCGUUAGCCACGGGACAACCAAACACUCUUUACAGACCCAUACAGGUGUAAAAAAUGUUUAAUCGUGUGCAAGUAUUCGAUUACUAUAGAGUAAUUC